Molecule: messenger RNA, 1068 nt
Organism: Talaromyces amestolkiae
Lineage: Eukaryota; Fungi; Ascomycota; Eurotiomycetes; Eurotiales; Trichocomaceae
Exons: 1
Coding region: 1-1068 (355 amino acids)
Source: RefSeq, a predicted model, not a curated record
AUGUCAGCCAAGUCUGUGGCUUCAGAGAGCGGGCGAUCAACGCAUACUUUCUCUACUUAUUAUGUGUAUCAUGAGGGCGAGGAGCACUUCCUCCUCUCGCCAGUAAGAAAGCCCCCGAAAGUGAAGAAGAAGAAAAACAAGGCCGAUCAGGACGAUAAUGCCGACCCAGAGAAAGGAAAAGCUGAGGCUGAAUGCAAGGAGGUGGUCGCGGAUGAGGACUGCUAUUUUGUUCACCAGCCCUAUGUCUCCUUUCACAGCCCUCCCCGUACACUUCGAAGGGGAAACUCGAAACAUGGAAUUCCGAUCUGUCUGAUGCAAAACUCCUGGUGCUGGAAGCGGUGGAAAUUGCAAUUCGGUGAACGACUCGCUGAUGUCAUUGACGCGAGAGGGGUUGUCAGCUGGGAGUAUAACGGCAAUGACACCGAAGAGGAUAAGGCGCUCCAGGGAUACAAAGUCCGUUCGUGGAGACUGUGGGGAGAAUCAGGCAAAGAAUAUCACAGAGAGGUGAAUGAAAUGAGGAAGCGGGAGGCCCUCGGAAAGGAAUCACAUUCACCGUCAUUAUCAAAUGCCUGUAUACCAACUCACCCUGUCGUAGAGGAAGUCCAUUAUCUCGACUGGCUAUCACCUAUGUCAAAAGAUGUCCGCUGUUACCGGUUCCAGUAUGCCGGUCUUGACUUUUACUGGAAAGGGACUCAUCUGGAGAGCGACGGGGCAUUCAAAGCAGUCUUUUUAAGACACAAUCAUUUGAAACUAGUAGUGCGACUGCCCAACCAAACGCUGCUCCAACAAGAGUCAAACUCAGAGGAAAGUUCGGAGCUCUGUCUAGCAAAAUUUACGAGCUCCAUAGAUCCUGAAAUGACAGGGACGCUGGAGCUCUUUGAAUCUGUCAUUACUGGCCGCUUACAACACCAUCUACUUUCGGUCGGCCAUACAACUCCGAUUGAUACACAUGAUGUGCUGAUAGCAACAGCAAUGUGCAUGAUUAUCGGGGAAUGGCAGAAGCGAAAGUGGGUGAAAGGUGUCGCUUGGGGACUUAUUGGCGCUGGGGUGGAAUCGGCCGAUCCCUAG